This is a messenger RNA of Coregonus clupeaformis (lake whitefish), 1576 nucleotides long. RefSeq names its product mediator of RNA polymerase II transcription subunit 22. Gene Ontology annotation, molecular function: transcription coregulator activity. NCBI's taxonomy places the organism in Eukaryota, Metazoa, Chordata, Actinopteri, Salmoniformes, Salmonidae. Bases 137 to 559 code for a protein of 140 amino acids. The transcript has 4 exons. The record is from RefSeq and is a predicted model, not a curated record. Gene Ontology annotation, biological process: regulation of transcription by RNA polymerase II. Gene Ontology annotation, cellular component: mediator complex.
UAAGUACCGCGAUACCUUGAUGUGACGUCAUGAACAAUCGACGGCAGGGUUGUUUUUGAACGGGAUGUUUCUAAUUUUAUAAAUAGUAUUUUUCAACAAUGAAUUGGGAGUGGGUUUGUUUACAUUCCUGAAUACGAUGGCCAAUCAAAGAGCGCUCCCUCAAAGCAAGGAGAGCCUUCUUCAGAACUACAACAAAAGACUGAAGGAUGAUAUCAGGUCCAUUCUAGACAACCUCACAGAAAUCAUCAAAACUGCAAAGGUAGAGGAUGAGACACAGGUCUCUCGGGCUACACAGGCUGAGCAGGACCACUAUGAGAUGCAUGUCAGAGCAGCCAACAUCGUGCGUGCGGGCGAGUCCCUGAUGAAGCUGGUGUCGGACCUGAAGCAGUUCUUGAUCCUCAAUGACUUCCCGUCGGUCAAUGAGGCCAUCAGUCUGCAGAACCAGCAGCUGCGCUCGCUGCAGGAGGAGUGCGACAAGAAGCUCACUUCGCUCCGCGACGAGAUCGCCAUCGACCUGUACGAGCUAGAGGAAGAAUAUUACUCCUCCAGGUACAAGUAGGCUCAUACUGUACAGUUGUUGUUCAGUUGGCCCACUCCAUCAUGCCCUAUAGCCCAAACCUAGCCCCUACAUUAUAGCACUUAUUCCCCCUCACCGCCGUGCCUUAUGAAGGGUUGAUCUUACCCCACCACCUCAGUCAUAUCCAUUAGUUCGUUAGUGUCUCUGUAUGUCGAGUCAACUUCAUUAGAAUAUCCAAAUGCCGGGUUCAACAGCAAAAUAGAUAGUUGAUCUAUCUAUGGUCAAAAAUCAAUUGCAGUACAUUUAUCGUGAGAAUCUCAUUUCAUUUGGUUGAAAAUUUAAUGAAGUGCCUUGUUUGUCAUGCCUCUGGAGGUUUUUAUCCUUAUGUAUGAUAGAUUCUAGGUCUCUACAUGGUAAAUGUUACAAUCAAUCAUACGUGUGGAGUAUUUAGUGUAUCUGUUUGCUAUAUUCUUCCUCAGUUCUUUGUAAUAGGCUCAAAUGGAAGUGAUGAAUAAGAUAACAUACCUGGAGAGGAAGGAAAGGGAAAUGUCUGACAAAUACAUGUUAAAUGCUUUUUAGCAUAAUUCUUGGACCCUUAUGAAGAACAAAAACUUUGAUACUAUCACUGGAAGUUUAUUUCUAUUCAGUAUAUUCAAUUGUUAUAGUUUUUCCUCCUUUAACAUGUCUUUCUAACCCCAAAUAUAAAUUGUGGAUGUAUAGGUCAAUUAACCAUUGUAUAAUCACACAAGGCAUUUUAAGCUUUCUAUGUUAUUUAUUUUCUAUAGAAUGGUUUUUGACUGGAAAGUGCUAGACAUCUCUCAAAUCCAAACUCUAUGAGGGUUCCAGAAACUUGUGUGAACAGAAUCCAGUGUUGUAUCUCUACCGAUUCCGUCCCUAGCUAGCCUACAAGUGACCAAGCCAGUAACCGUGCAAACUGUGUUCACAAAGCAUGCACUGUUACACAAAGAUCAACUAUGGCAAUAUGUAUUAAGUCUAUGUCAGUCACCUGCAUAGACCCACCCUUUUUAAACAUUGAAAAAUAAACUAGAGACAAAACAA